AUGUGGGAAGAGUUGAAAACUGAAGAUAAUGAAACAUAUUAUUACAAUUCAGAGACAAAUGAGACAAGGUGGAUAUUACCAGAAGGAGCAACUAUAAAACCAAAAGAAGUUGUUGAAUCUAAAUGGGAGGAAUAUGAAACUGCAGAUGGUCAAAAAUAUUAUUAUAAUGAAUCAACUGGUGAAACAACCUGGGAUAAACCAAAAGAAUUAGAAGAACAAGAGACUCAAGAGAAACCAAAAGAGGUAGAAAGUGAGAUAGAGAAACAGCUAAAGGAUAAACCAGUGAUAGUGAAUGGUCUAAUGAAGGACAUUAAAGAUGAUGGAUCCGGUGAAGAUUUUUUGAAAUUAUUAAAAGAUAAUAAUGUUGAUUCCACAUGGUCAUUUCAAAAAGUGAUGGAAACUUUCAUUGAUAAACCUGAUUAUUGGAGUAUAAAAAGUUCAAUAAGACGUAAACAAUUAUAUGAAGAGUACCUAAUAACGAAAUUUCAAGAAGAGUUAUCAAAUAAAUCAUUAUUAAUAGAAACUUUUAAAAAGAAUUUUACUACCCAAUUAGAGAAUUUAAAAUCUAGAGGUAGUUUAAAUCAAGAUACUCGAUGGAUAACAAUUAAGAAAAUAUUAAUCGAGGAAGAAAAUCCAAUUUUCAAAACUUCAAUGAUGUCAGAUUUGGAAUUAGCUGGAUUAUAUUAUGAGUAUACUGAUAAAUUGAAACAAGAUAAUCAGGAAAUGAUAAGAACCAAAAAAGAUCAAGCAUUAACUGAAUUGAAAAACUAUUUAAACAAUAAUUCAAAUUUGGUGAUGAAUUCGAAAACAUGGGAAUUAUUUUAUAAUCAUUUGAUUAACGAUUCAAGAUUUAAAAGCAAUCAUCAUUUCAACAUACUUACAAAAUUGGACAUACUCAAACUAUAUGAAUCUGAAUUAUAUCCUAAUUUAAUCAAGAAUUUAAAUUCAAAAAUUACAAAUUUAAUGAAACAAAAUUAUACAUUCGAUAGAAUUGCCAGAGCAAAGUUUAAAAAGUUACUAGGAGCAUUGGAGAUUACUAUAGAUACCGAAUUUAAAGAUAUACUACCUAAGAUUGAGAAUGAAGAUGCAUUUAUUGAAUUAUGCGGUAGAUCGGGUUCAACACCAUUAGAAUUAUUCUUAGAUAUAAGUAAAAAUCCAGCAUCAGAGUCAAAGAAACGUCCAUUAGAAGACCCAAUUGAUACCAAUGACACCAAGAAACUGAAAACUUCACUAAAUUACUAA
This is a messenger RNA of Insectozyma verbasci, 1242 nucleotides long. Lineage: Eukaryota; Fungi; Ascomycota; Pichiomycetes; Serinales; Debaryomycetaceae. The record is from the annotation of a GenBank genome assembly.